AUGCUCUGCAAGGGGAUCCACAACUCACCAGGUCACCCACUUUUCUACCACAGGCAGCUCAGUGGCUCUUGCACACGCAGCUGGAAUCUCUCGCCAUCCGUCUUGCCAUCUGCGCCCUUGGAUUCAGCCAAACUGGACGAGUCUCGCCGGCCCAGGUCCGUAGCGCCUCACAGUACAGCAGCGUCCACCCCCGCCAGUUCAGCUUGGUCCGCUGGCCUUCCACCAGCUGGCUCGGUAUACCAGACACCGGACGGCCUAAGAUCGAGCAUCGGCACAAACGAGGGCCAGCUGAAUCUGCCCUUGUUGCAUACGAUUCCCGGUAUUGGCAGGACGCCUUUCCCUUCCGAGUUGGUCCCGCCCGAUAGUGAGCCGAGGGGACUGCCUGCAUCCGCACUACUGCGCAGUAGAAAUUCCGAUCCAGCCAGUAUUGACAGCUCACGAGCGUUGAGAGACUCAUCACAAUCGAUGCAUUCUGGAUCAGUGGCCUAUCUCACAUCCAACAUGGCCCAUAAUUCACAGAACUAUGGUUGGCAACACCGGCUGCCGCAACCGCUGCAUCAUCCCUCGUCGAUGUCCAUGGACCAACAUCCAUUUCCCCCAGCACAGGCUCUCCCGCCGCACCCAAGCUAUCCAGCUGCAUACCCACCCCAGCCGCCGGGCUCGCAGAACUACUAUCAACCCGGACUCCCUUCAGCACAAUAUCUAAUGCCACAGAACCGACAACAGCCCCGAAGCGCUUCCAUCCCCUAUUCAUAUCCGAGUAGCUCCGUCUCCGGCAGCCCACCUACCAUUCCAGAUCCAGCAUUUGCACCAGCGCCAUCGUCUUACCUUGUGAAUCCACCCGAUUACUACAUGUCUCCCAGCUCUUCUCUCUCACAAACCCCUAGCUCUAUACCGCAUCCCCAAGGCCUCCUCCCUACAGGAACCGUCUACUCAUCACCCGAGUCCGCACAGAACUCCUCAGAUCCGGAACAGCAAGUCCGGGUCAUCAGCUUUCGACCGAAGCCGCAGUGUUGGGAUCAUGGGUGCAACGGCCGCGAGUUCUCCACCUUCAGCAAUCUUCUACGCCAUCAAAGAGAGAAGUCGGGGGUCGUUGCCAAGGCAGAAUGUCCCAGUUGUGGUGCCGUCUUCACCCGCACUACCGCGCGGAACAUCCAUGUCGCUCAAGGGAAGUGCAAGGGCAUUGCACGGGAACCCUCGGCCGAGUGA
Messenger RNA from Aspergillus saccharolyticus JOP 1030-1, 1209 nucleotides. RefSeq lists its product as uncharacterized. NCBI's taxonomy places the organism in Eukaryota, Fungi, Ascomycota, Eurotiomycetes, Eurotiales, Aspergillaceae. The coding region runs from base 1 to 1209 and encodes 402 amino acids. The transcript has 6 exons. The record is from RefSeq and is a predicted model, not a curated record.